Molecule: messenger RNA, 5961 nt
Organism: Brenthis ino (lesser marbled fritillary)
Lineage: Eukaryota; Metazoa; Arthropoda; Insecta; Lepidoptera; Nymphalidae
Source: the annotation of a GenBank genome assembly
AUGAGCACGUUUGGUUAUGAAGAAACAUUAACGAUAAAGAGUCAAAAGGUUAGACCUACAAUGGAAUGUGCAAAUAAGAAUUAUAUGAAAGUUCAUACUUACUCCAUGAAAUUUCGUUUCGCCUGCAUUUUCAACACUUCAGCAAUCUCAUUGGAAUGCUCAUUGAAAAUUAAUCUCUCCCGAUGUGGCAAUAAGGGUGGAAAACGCAUUUUUGAUGGUAGAUUUAGCCUAAAAGCUGACAAGGUGCCACCCGGUUUCCCAACGAUUUCACCGCCGUCAUCCACUAUGGUGGUUGAAGUGGGUCACACCGCGACGUUGCCGUGCCAAGCAAGUGGGAACCCCUCGCCACGGGUGCGCUGGCUCUGGAACUCUCUGCCCCUCGACGUGGCCUCUAACCCAAGAUAUGCGCUCCUCAAUGAUAAAAUGCAUGGCACCCUGCAAAUUGUGAAGAGCGAGGAGGAAGAUCAAGGGAAGUUUGAGUGUGUCGCCGAAAACGCCAUCGGCACUGAGUUCUCCAAGCCCACUUCUUUGUAUGUUAAAGUACGAAGAGUGGCGCCCCAGUUCUCGAUCCCGCCGCCCCCGCGCACUGAGGUGAUGCUAGGCGGCAACCUCACCCUCAAAUGUGUGGCCUUUGGAUCCCCGAUGCCCACUGUAAAAUGGCGAAAAGGUUUAACAAAAUGGCUGACACCCGAAGACAAUACGCCUCUGGGACUAAACGCACUGAAACUGGAGGAUAUAAGGGAAUCCGCAAACUACACGUGCGAAGCAGCUAGCGUGCUCGGCGUUAUCGAGACGACGGCCGAAGUUAAAGUACAAUCUCUGCCUGGACCGCCGAGUGAAGUGCGGGCGUCAGAAAUAACGGCCACCACAGUGAGAUUAGCUUGGACGUAUACCGGCCCUGAGGAGCCCCAGUAUUAUGUCAUCCAGUACAAACCUAAAUAUGCCAACCAGGCAUUCAGCGAGAUAUCGGGUGUUAUAACGCAGUACUACUCAGUGACGAACCUAUCGCCGUACACAGAGUAUGAAAUGUACGUGAUAGCUGUCAACAACAUUGGUAGGGGACCGCCUUCCGCGCCAGCCGUCAUAACUACAGGAGAAACUGUGGAUUCUCUUUAUGGAGGUGCUAAACCUGGGUCAGCGCCUCGGAACGUCCAAGUUCGUCCACUAAGCUCCAGCACGAUGGUCAUACAAUGGGAUGAGCCUGAAACACCUAAUGGUCAAGUGACGGGAUACAAAAUUUAUUACACCUCAGAUCCGUCGCAAAGCUUACAAUCUUGGCAUUCGCAAAUGAUGGAUAACAACCACCUAACAACGAUCAGUGAGUUGACCCCGCACACGGUUUACACGAUACGCGUGCAAGCCUUCACGUCGGUGGGCCCCGGGCCUAUAUCCGCACCCGUGCAAGUCAAGACGCAGCAAGGGGUUCCAUCUCAACCAUCAAACUUAGUAGCUGUCGAAGCAGGAGAAACAUCAGUCACCCUAUCAUGGAGGAGGCCCACACACGCCGGAGAUAACAUCGUCUCUUACGAGCUAUACUGGAACGAUACUUAUGCGAAACAACAUCACAGAAAACGGAUACCAAUAACGGAGACGUACACAUUGAACGGAUUGUACCCGAACACCCUGUACUACAUCUGGCUAGCGGCUCGAUCUCAACGCGGCGAAGGAGCAACCACCCCGCCUAUAGCGGUCCGAACGAAACAAUACGUUCCCGGAGCACCACCGAUGAAUGUGACGGCUGUGGCUGUGUCGCCGACGGCUAUACGGGUAUCGUGGCAGCCUCCACCGGCGGAGCAGGCGGGAGGGAGGAUCGCCUACUACAAACUACUUUGCGUCGAGUCGGGGCGGGGGGAUUCCGAGGCCACAGUGGUCAAACUCAACCAGACCACCUUCGUGCUCGACGAGCUACGGCGAUGGACCGAGUACCGCAUAUGGGUACUAGCAGGCACCAGCGUCGGGGACGGUCCCGCCUCCUACCCCGUCACAGUCCGCACACACGAAGACGUGCCGGGCGAGCCCCAAGAGGUGAAGGUGACCGCCAUCAACUCGACGUCAAUUCAUGUCACGUGGAAACCGCCUCAAGAAAAAGAGAAAAAUGGAAUUAUUAGAGGCUAUCACGUUCAUGUCCAAGAACUCAGGGAAGAGGGUAAGGGUCUACUUAACGAUCCAAUGCGUUUCAACGUGAUGGACGAUACGACACUCGAGUUGAAUGUGUCCGGACUUCAACCGGACACCCGGUACAGUGUUCAAGUAGCGGCUCUCACGAGAAAGGGCGAUGGAGAUAGAAGCCCUCCAGUUUCUGUAAAAACGCCCGGUGGCGUGCCGAAUAGACCAACUGUAAAUUUGAAAAUCUUGGAACGCGAUCCCAUUGUAUCAAUAGAAAUUGAAUGGGCAAAACCAACUCAAACUUAUGGCGACUUACUUGGAUAUAGGUUGAGAUAUGGUAUUAAAGAUCAACCCCUAGAAGAAGUUAAUUUUUCUGGAACAAAAGUUACCUCGCAUAAAAUUAAUGACUUAGAGAGAGGCGUACAAUAUGAAGCUCGUGUGGCUGGGAGAAAUCAGAUAGGCAUUGGGCAAGAAGCCAUUAAAUAUUGGAUAACACCCGAAGGAGCUCCAAAAGGCCCACCUACAAAUGUUACAUAUCACUUCCAAACACCUGACAUUAUCAGUGUCACUUGGGAGCCUCCCGUACGAGCCGAUCGCAGCGGUCAGAUUAAGAAAUAUGACGUCCAAUUUUUCAAAAGAGGAGACCAAUCUUCUCACAUUGAUAAAACUACAGAGUUGACAAAAGCAGUGUUCACUGGCUUAGAAGAAGAUGCUCAUUAUGUGUUCAAAAUUCGGGCUUAUACAGAUCAAGGGCCGGGCCCAUACAGCAAGGAUAUAACCGCUCACACAGAAAGGGAUAUUGGUCGAGCUCCCAUGUCAGUGAAAGCUGUCGCUACAUCGGAAUCAGGGGUAGAAGUAUGGUGGGAAACAGUGCCAUCAAGGAAAAAGAUAAUAGGUUACGUUAUAUUUUAUACAAUGACUCCUGUAGACGAUUUGGACGAAUGGCAGCAAAUUAACGUUCACGUAACACAUUCUGCAAACUUAGAAAAUUUAGAUAAAUUCGCGGAAUACACUAUUGCCGUGGCAGCUAAAACAGCCGAAGGAUUAGGAAGGCUAUCAGAAAAGGUUACUGUUAAAGUAAAGCCCGAAGAAGUGCCUUUACAUCUUAGAGCUCAAGAUGUAUCCACCCACUCCAUGACCCUGUCAUGGUCUCCCCCGUUACGCUUAAACCCAGUUAGCUAUAAGAUAUCGUACAAUGCCAUUAAAGAAUUCGUCGAUUCACUCGGAAUGACGCAAACUCAAGAAAUUCCUAAAAAAGAAAUAAUAGUUAAACACGAUAGAAAUUCAUAUUCUAUAAAUGAUUUAUCUCCUUUCACUACGUAUAAUGUUAAUAUAAGUGCCAUACCUAAUGAUAAUUCCUAUAGACCGCCUACUACGAUUUUUGUAACCACCCAAAUGGCUGCUCCUAAGCCGAUGGUUAAACCGGACUUUUACGGUGUUGUUGAAAAUGAAAUACUCGUUAUACUACCUCAAGCUUCCGAAGAAUAUGGACCUAUUUCACAUUAUUAUCUAGUUGUAGUUCCUGAUGACAAAGCACAUAAUCAUAAAAACCCCGACCAGUUUUUGACAGAUGAUUUAAUAAAAAAUAACGCUCGAACAGAUGACGAAAAUGCGCCAUACAUAGCUGCUAAGUUUUUACAAAGAAAUAUUCUUUACACGUUUCAUCUUGGUAACGAUGAAAUGUAUGAAGGUUUUCUCAACAGAAAAUUAAAUCUGAAUAAAAAGUAUAGAGUGUUUGUAAGAGCCGUCGUGGAUACUCCUCAAAAGCAUUUAUAUACAUCGAGUCCCUUUUCGGAAUAUUUGUCGUUAGAUAUGCGAGAAGCCCCACCAGGUGAAGAGCCUAGUAGACCUGACCCUAAAGAUAUUAAUGGAGAUCCCGAAAUCAGGAUAGAAGAAAACAGAAAAGAGGCUGGUAUGCUAUGGGUUGUUGGACCUAUCAUAGCGGCAUUGAUGCUUUCUUUAUGCUUUGUAUUUCUAUUCAUCGUCAAAAGAAGAAGACAACCUUGCAAAACUCCUGAUCAAGCAGCAGUCACACGUCCUCUUAUGUCGGCUGAUAUUGGUUUUGGAGCACCCUCUGAUCCGGUAGAAAUGCGACGUUUGAACUUCCAAACUCCUGCUAUGAUUUCUCACCCGCCAAUACCGAUAUCGGAGCUCGGCGAACAUAUAGACAGGCUAAAAGCAAGUGAUAACCUCAAAUUUUCUCAAGAAUACGAAAGUAUAGAACCUGGUCAACAGUUCACAUGGGAUCAUUCUAACAUGGAAGUCAACAAGCCAAAGAACCGCUACGCUAACGUUAUAGCGUACGACCACAGUCGUGUUAUUCUACAGCCUAUUGAUGGAAUAUUAGGAAGUGACUACAUAAAUGCCAACUAUUGCGAUGGAUAUCGUAAACAUAAUGCCUACGUCGCAACUCAAGGGCCGUUGCAGGAAACGUUCGCUGAUUUCUGGAGAAUGUGUUGGGAACUGCGAACGUCUACAAUAGUUAUGAUGACGAAGUUAGAAGAAAGGACGCGUAUCAAAUGUGAUCAAUACUGGCCAAGUAGGGGAAGCGAGUCGUACGGCAUGAUGACGGUUGCCAUCACAGAAGUUCAAGAACUCGCUACAUAUUGUAUCAGAACAUUCCAUGUAACACGAAAUGGUGGCGCAGAGCGUCGUGAGAUCAAACAACUUCAGUUCACUGCCUGGCCUGACCAUGGAGUGCCAGAUCAUCCUGCUCCGUUCUUACAAUUCCUACGACGAGUUCGCGCGUUGAAUCCACCUGAUGCUGGUCCACUAGUGGUACAUUGUUCGGCCGGCGUUGGACGAACUGGUUGCUUCAUAGUAAUCGAUUCGAUGCUAGAAAGAGCCAGACAUGAACGUACAGUAGAUAUUUACGGUCACGUAACUUGUUUGAGAGCACAACGUAAUUACAUGGUACAGACCGAAGAUCAGUAUAUCUUUAUCCACGAUGCUCUGCUCGAAGCCGUUAUAUGCGGCGAUACAGAAGUCCCCGCGCGCAAUUUACACCCCCACAUACAAAAACUGAUGCGUAUCGAUACAAUCGAGAACAUAACUGGCAUGGAGUUGGAAUUUAAGAAGCUCGCUAACAUGAAGGCAGAUUCUAGCCGUUUCGUGUCCGCUAGCUUGCCGUGCAAUAAACAUAAGAAUAGACUAGUGCAUAUCUUGCCAUACGAGUCGACCAGAGUCUGUUUGACCCCACGAGAUGGAUCCGAUUAUAUCAACGCAUCAUUUGUUGACGGGUAUAAAUACCGUGCGGCUUACAUCGCCACUCAGGGACCUUUGCCCGAUACGACUGAUGAUUUCUGGCGAAUGCUGUGGGAACAUAACUCUACUAUAAUAGUUAUGUUAACUAAAUUAAAGGAAAUGGGAAGAGAAAAGUGUCACCAAUAUUGGCCUUCGGAUCGUUCUGUCCGCUAUCAAUGUUUCGUUGUUGAUCCCAUCGCUGAGUACAACAUGCCUCAGUAUAUCUUGAGGGAAUUCAAGAUGACAGACGCCCGCGACGGUGCAUCGAGGACGGUCCGCCAGUUCCAGUUCACGGACUGGCCGGAACAGGGCGUGCCGAAGAGCGGCGACGGGUUCAUUGACUUCCUUGGACAGGUUCACAAAACAAAGGAGCAGUUUGGGCAGGAUGGACCUAUCACUGUACACUGCAGUGCGGGCGUCGGUCGCACGGGCGUAUUCAUAACGCUGUCGACGGUGCUCGAGCGCAUGCAGUACGAGGGCGUGGUGGACGUGUUCCAGACUGUUCGCACGCUGCGCACGCAACGCCCCGCCAUGGUGCAAACUGAGGACCAGUACGAAUUCUGCUACCGCGCUGCGCUGGAAUACCUCGGCUCGUUCGAUCACUACGUCAAC